Molecule: messenger RNA, 538 nt
Organism: Oncorhynchus nerka (sockeye salmon)
Lineage: Eukaryota; Metazoa; Chordata; Actinopteri; Salmoniformes; Salmonidae
Product: mitochondrial import inner membrane translocase subunit Tim8 A
Source: RefSeq, a predicted model, not a curated record
CGUGUGUUAAGUCAACUAUCUUGGUAACGGAGAAAACUACAACAAAUCACUGAGCAAAAAACGCACGAGCCUACAGAGGUCAUUCGCUGCUCUACUGGUUGAAUUAACCCGACUGUAACCAAUCCCUGUUACUGCAAUGGACGGCUUUGAUUUAAAUUCGUCAGAAAAGGCUGAUGCUUCAGAGCUCCAAAGGAUGAUCGCAAUUGAACAACAGAAAGCGCAGUUUCAGGCCCAGAUGUCUGCUGGGACAAGUGCAUGGAGGGGAGCCCGAGUUCAAAACUGGAUUCACGGACAGACUUGCCUCGUGAACUGUGUUGACCGCUUCAUUGACACUACCUUGUCUAUAACCAACCGGUUCACGCAGAUGGUGCAGAAGGGUGCCCAUUGAUGGGAGCUAGACUAUGGGAAAUAGACUCUUGUUUUAUUUUGUAAAAUAACUGUGCAUUAUGUUUUCCUUUAUGUCUCGAACCCCUAACACCAUUGCCUAAUAUGCUGAUAUGCCACAGUACAAUUAUUAAAGAGGUAGGCCUAAAGUGGA